Fomitopsis serialis is the source of this 1062-nucleotide messenger RNA. Its product is annotated as GroES-like protein. NCBI's taxonomy places the organism in Eukaryota, Fungi, Basidiomycota, Agaricomycetes, Polyporales, Fomitopsidaceae. Bases 1 to 1062 code for a protein of 353 amino acids. The transcript is spliced from 6 exons. Gene Ontology annotation, molecular function: oxidoreductase activity, acting on NAD(P)H. The record is from RefSeq and is a predicted model, not a curated record.
AUGGAUGAUUUGUCGCGCAAACUCAUGAAAGCUCUUGUCAUAUGCGAGGGGAAAACCACUGCGGUUCAGGAUCAUCCCAUCCCUUCCGUAGACAGUGACGAUGUCCUUGUGAAGGUCGUCGCUGUAGCGCAGAACCCUUCGGAUUGGAAAUUCGUCGACACAGUCCAGAACAUUGGUACUGUCGUUGGCUGCGAUUGGUCGGGACACAUUGUACAGAGGGGCAAGAACGUGAGGACGCCUGAACUUGGCGCACACGUCUCUGGCUUUGUGAUGGGCGGGACCUUCGUUGACAGCGGCGCCUUCGCGGAAUACGUGAAGACGCCCGCUGAACUGGCGUGGUUCGUACCAGAGGGAACUAUUAGCCACGAGCAGGCUGCGACUAUGAGCGGAGGAGUUUCCACCGCAGUUCAAUGUUUAUAUCAUCCUCACCGUUUAGGGCUUGUCGAGCCCCCCGACAGAGUGGAUGGUGUAGAGUGGAUACUGGUUUACGGAGGAAGCUCUUCUGUUGGCCAAUACGCCAUACAGCUCGCUCACCUCUCCGGAUACAAGGUGGUCACCACGGCGUCUCCACAGAACUUCGAACUCGUUCGAUCGCUGGGCGCGGACGCUGUCUUUGACUACAAGGACCCGGGGGUCAUCGCGGCCAUCAAGGAGGUGACUGAAGACAGCGUACGUUCUGCGAUUGAUACCCAGAGCACGAAAGAAACACAGGAGCUUUGCGUACGCGCAAUGGGAGUCGGAGGCGGGAAGCUGAUCUUGAUGUUUCCUCCAACUUUCAAAGCGAAGAAGCUUCGGAAAGACGUCGAGCUCAUUCCUACGCUGAUAUACACUGCACUUGGCCGUCCAUUCGCGAUCGGUCCUCAAGCACAGUAUGCUGCGCAGCCAAAAGACAGGGCACAAAUUGCUGGUUUCUUCAAGAAGAUGCCGGAUCUUGUACGCAAUGGACUGCUAGUACCGAACCGUGUCAAGCUCUGGGAAGGUGGCAUGCGAGCAAUACCGGAGGGUCUGCAGUACAUGCGGGAUGGGAGGGUCAGUGGGGAAAAGAUUGUGUAUCAUUUCUGA